CAAGGCCCAUAAGGAAACGAUUAUAGAGCUUCUAGUCUUUUCAUUUGCACUCCCCUAAAGAUAAAUAAUAAAUAAAAACCUCAAAACUGAUACUAGGGUUUUCGUUUCGCCGCUCAGAUUUUGUGGAAAGGAUCUCACUUUAAGCAAUGGCUCCAGCUAAAGUUGAUGUUACUAAGAAGCCUGACCCAAAGGCCAAGGCCUUGAAAGCUGCGAAAGCGGUGAAGUCAGGCCAAAUCAUCAAGAAGAAGGCGAAGAAGAUCAGGACAAAGGUGACGUUCCACAGGCCAAAGACACUGACGAAGGCUAGAGACCCAAAGUACCCACGCAUCAGUGCAACUCCAAGGAACAAGUUGGACCACUACGGAAUCCUCAAGUACCCACUCACCACCGAGUCCGCAAUGAAGAAGAUUGAAGACAACAACACCUUGGUCUUCAUUGUUGACAUCCGUGCAGACAAGAAGAAGAUCAAGGAUGCUGUCAAGAAGAUGUAUGACAUUCAGACGAAGAAAGUCAACACACUCAUUAGGCCUGAUGGAACGAAGAAGGCGUACGUGAGAUUGACUCCUGAUUACGAUGCUUUGGAUGUGGCUAACAAAAUCGGAAUCAUCUAAUCCAUCAAUCCAUUUUCCUUUUGUUCAAAACAGACUUCAUGUUUUUCUCUUCUGUAGUUUCAGUUUUGUUAGAAAAAUGAAGGAUAAUACAUCUCUUUGUGCUUUAAUCGUUGGACUCAAAAGUGUUGGUACUUACUGGUGCGUUAUAAUUUUCUUAUUAUCA
Molecule: messenger RNA, 774 nt
Organism: Brassica napus (rape)
Lineage: Eukaryota; Viridiplantae; Streptophyta; Magnoliopsida; Brassicales; Brassicaceae
Product: 60S ribosomal protein L23a-2
Exons: 4
Coding region: 147-611 (154 amino acids)
Biological process (GO): translation; ribosomal large subunit assembly
Cellular component (GO): cytosolic large ribosomal subunit; ribosome
Molecular function (GO): structural constituent of ribosome; rRNA binding
Source: RefSeq, a predicted model, not a curated record